GUUUAUAGAUUAUAAUUUGUCACGACCAAAACAAGUUUAUAUUUUUGGAUUAAUGAAGAGUUCAUGCUUUUUUUUAGCAAAAAUGUGUAAUUUUAGUAUUUAUAUGGUAAAAAUUAAUGUUGACUAAAGUUACACCUAAUUUAGCUUGGUCAACACAAGUUCAUAUAUUUUCUAGAUUAAUAAGGAAUCUAUAUUUUUUUGGCAAAAAUGUAUAAAUUCAUUAUUUAUUUGACUGUUUUUUUCCAAAGAAAAGUUACAGUUUAUAAUAAACAUAAUAUUGUAGUAGGACUCCACAAAGUUUAGUUCUGUUCAGUUAUUGAUUGUAUUUUGAUGGAAAAAAUCAAAUGGAAUUAGUUUCAAACUUACAUUUUAUAUCCUCCUCCUGUAUAAGAACCUCUCAAAUACAUCAUCAGUCCCAAAACUCUCUAUUUAACGCUUUUAUUUACAACUAUCUAGUAAGAGCUCUUUUGGUGUCACGAAGCUGCACAAACCACACUUAAAAGAAAAAUGGAAGCAACCACAAUUACCCAUGUGACGACCAAUAACCCUAAUAACACCAGCAUUCAUGGACCGGUCGUGGAAGAAGUGGAAGGCCUUAUUAGAGUCUACAAAGACGGCCACGUCGAACGAUCUCAGUUCGUGCCGUGUGUGGAUCCCUCACUACCCCUCGAGCUUGGUGUGGCUUGCUCUGAUGUUCACAUAGACAAGUUGACAAACGUAUGGGCACGUCUCUAUGUCCCAACGGUGACCAACUCUACGUCGGUCUCUAAGCUCCCUUUGAUUGUCUACUUCCACGGUGGAGGUUUCUGCGCCGGCUCGGCUUCUUGGUCGUGUUACCACCAGUUCUUGGGCCGAUUGUCUGCUAAGUCACGGUGUCUGGUCAUGCAUGUAAACUACCGUUUAGCCCCUGAGAAUCCUCUUCCGGCAGCAUACGAAGAUGGAGUCAAUGCCAUUCUUUGGCUUAAGAAAACAAGAAACGAUAACUUGUGGUCUAAGCAAUGUGACUUUGGAAGUAUAUUCUUGGCGGGAGACAGCGCCGGAGGCAACAUCGCCAACCAUGUCGCCGGGAGAUUAGCAGCCGCUGACGCUCUUAUAAAGCCACUGAAGAUAGAAGGAACGAUCUUGAUCCAGCCUUUCUUCGGCGGGGAGGCGCGUACCGAGACCGAGAGGCGCGUGGAGAACAACACGGAGAGCUCAGUGCUGACACUUGCGUCUUCAGACACGUGGUGGAGACUGACAUUGCCACGUGAAGCAAACAGAGAGCAUCCGUAUUGUAAACCGGUGAAGAUCACGACGCGGACGCUGGUUUGUGUGGCGGAGAUGGAUGUGCUGAUGGAUAGGGCGAUGGAGAUGUGCGAUAGUGAUAAGAAAAUGAUCAGGUGUGUGGUGUACAAAGGCGUUGGACAUGCGUUUCAGGUUCUUGGUGAGUCUCAGCUUGCUAACACGUUGACUCUUCAAAUGUUGUGCGACAUCGAUGCUUUCAUCCACCACUCUGAACCUUUAAAUUAGUUGUGUAUGCGUAAAUUGUUUAUGGUAGCACUUCUAUAUUUGAAUCUUAGAUACUAAAAUUUUAUAGGAAUUAAGAUAACUUGAUAAUAACCUGCGUUCUGCAGGAUAAAGCAUAUAUUUGAUUUUAAAAUUACAGAAAAAACUAAAAUUUAAAUGUC
Molecule: messenger RNA, 1667 nt
Organism: Brassica napus (rape)
Lineage: Eukaryota; Viridiplantae; Streptophyta; Magnoliopsida; Brassicales; Brassicaceae
Product: probable carboxylesterase 6
Exons: 1
Coding region: 508-1509 (333 amino acids)
Molecular function (GO): hydrolase activity
Source: RefSeq, a predicted model, not a curated record